Molecule: messenger RNA, 1346 nt
Organism: Peromyscus maniculatus bairdii (prairie deer mouse)
Lineage: Eukaryota; Metazoa; Chordata; Mammalia; Rodentia; Cricetidae
Source: RefSeq, a predicted model, not a curated record
UCGCUACAACAUCCCCAACCCUCCUCCCCCACUUUUAAAUGGAAUUAAUGAAUACCGGAGGCUCUGACUGUCCCUCUUGCAACUUUUUCCAAGACAAUGCGGCAAUGACACGGUUACCCAGGGGCCCCCACCUGACUCCUCUCUUCCCUAAACAGGGCUCUCACAUGGCUUUCUGGUGCUGCUUCAUUUCCUCAGAGGACAGAAGGCAGGGUCCGCCUUUUCCUCAGCUCCACGGAGUGCCCGCCAUGAUCCUGUCGCUGAUACUCCAGCUGUUGACCUUCUGUGAGCCGUCCCUCCCCUGGCCUGUGUGUCACGCGGACUUCGCACCGACAGCUCCGCCAGCCUCAAACCCCAAGCCCUGGCUGGGGGCUCACCCUGCCACAGUUGUGACUCCGGGAGUCAACGUGACCUUGCGGUGCCGUGCCCCCCAACCUGCCUGGCGGUUUGCACUCUUCAGAACUGGGGAUGUUACCCCCCUGUUCUUCCGGGAUGUGGCCGCGGAGCUGGCUGAGUUCUUCCUGGAGGAAGUGGCUCUGGCCCAGGGAGGCAGUUAUUACUGCCGCUAUCGCAGGACAGACUGGGGACCCGGUGUCUGGUCCCAGUCCAGCAAUGUCUUGGAACUGCUGGUGACAGAUCAGCUGCCCAGACCAACGCUGGUUGCAUUGCCUGGGCCUGUGGUAGCUCCAGGAGCCAACAUAAGCCUGCGCUGUGCAGGCCGCGUGCCGGGCAUGAGUUUUGCGCUGUACCGCGUGGGUGUGGCAACCCCUCUGCAGUACAUCGACUCUGUGUAUCCCUGGGCUGACUUCCCUCUGACGGGCGCCCAUGCUCCGGGCACCUACAGCUGUUAUUACCACACACCAUCUGCGCCCUAUGUGCUGUCACAGCGCAGCCCGCCGCUGGUCAUCAGCUCCGAAGGUUCCGGCUCCUCGGACUAUACUCAGGGAAACCUCAUUCGUUUGGGAGUGGCGGGGCUGGUCCUCAUCUGCUUGGGCAUCUUAGUUACUUUUGACUGGCAUAGCAGGAACUCCACUUUUGGUGGCCUCCUGCCUCAGCAAAACUGGGUGUAGGCAUGUGGGAUGAGAAGAUCCUGUCUGGAGAUGGGCAGAGAAGCCGGGAUCAUUGGUGAUUAGCCCCUGCAGAAGGCUCCAGGCGUCCAGACUCCACUGGAUUAACCACCCUCACCCUUUUGCAUGGUAGCUUCCUGCUGGGUCCUCUCCUAGACUUCCCAGGGGAGUGGACAGCACUACCAUAUUUCCUUUGAUUGUAAAAUGGUUUAAUACCACAUUAUUAGGGUUGUUGAAGGAUUAAAAGCAGUGGCUGGCCUGUGGUAAAUGAUGUUCAGUUAA